CACUUUUUCUCAGGAUUAAGGUCAGAAGAGACAGGGGCCGCGCAGGCGCAGUUGCGGGCCAGGUUCCCAAGAUGUCGUUCCCUAAGUAUAAGCCGUCGCGCCUGGCCACCUUGCCCCCUACCCUCGACCCAGCUGAAUACGACAUAUCUCCGGAAACCCGGAAGGCACAAGCCGAGCGGUUGGCCAUAAGGGCCCGGCUGAAAAGGGAGUAUCAGCUUCAGUACAACGACCCCAGCCGCCGGGUGCUCAUCGAAGAUCCUGCUUUGGCUCGUUGGACCUACGCAAGAUCGGCAAAUGUCUAUCCCAAUUUCAGACCCACUCCCAAGAACUCACUCUUAGGAACUGUGAUUGGAGUUGGGCCCCUCGUCUUCUGGUAUUACGUUUUUAAAACUGACAGAGAUAGGAAAGAAAAACAAAUCCAGGAAGGAAAAUUGGAUCGAAAAUUUAACAUCUCUUAUUAAGUCUGACAUGAUCACUAUAUGUGUUAUUGUUUAAUAAAUCUAUUAAUCAUUAA
This is a messenger RNA of Molossus molossus (Pallas's mastiff bat), 514 nucleotides long. It is a transcript of the gene NDUFB4, whose product is annotated as NADH:ubiquinone oxidoreductase subunit B4. Bases 72 to 461 code for a protein of 129 amino acids. NCBI's taxonomy places the organism in Eukaryota, Metazoa, Chordata, Mammalia, Chiroptera, Molossidae. The transcript is spliced from 3 exons. The record is from RefSeq and is a predicted model, not a curated record. Gene Ontology annotation, cellular component: mitochondrion.